Messenger RNA from Ostertagia ostertagi, 636 nucleotides. The record is from the annotation of a GenBank genome assembly. NCBI's taxonomy places the organism in Eukaryota, Metazoa, Nematoda, Chromadorea, Rhabditida, Trichostrongylidae.
AUGGGCUCUCGUGAUGAUGAGUACGACUACCUAUUCAAGGUUGUGCUGAUCGGCGAUUCUGGAGUAGGGAAAUCGAAUCUGUUGUCACGGUUCACCCGCAAUGAAUUUAACCUCGAGUCGAAGUCUACUAUAGGUGUCGAAUUCGCUACUCGUAGUAUUCAGGUUGAAGGUAAGACUGUGAAAGCUCAGAUUUGGGAUACUGCCGGUCAGGAACGAUACAGAGCAAUCACGUCUGCGUACUAUCGUGGAGCCGUUGGAGCGCUUCUAGUUUAUGACAUAGCAAAGCAUGUGACAUAUGAGAACGUUGAGCGCUGGCUCAAAGAACUUCGCGAUCAUGCUGAUCAAAACAUAGUGAUUAUGUUGGUUGGAAACAAGAGCGACCUUCGCCAUCUAAGAGCUGUUCCUACCGAUGAAGCGAAGAUGUACGCGGAAAAGAAUCAGCUGUCUUUCAUUGAAACAUCUGCCCUCGAUAGUACAAACGUAGAGGCGGCGUUUACAAACAUCCUCACGGAAAUUUACAAGAGUGUAUCGAACAAGCACGUGGGAUCUGAUCGCAUGGUCCCAUUACCGUCAUCUGGCGUCGACAUCACUUCAUCAUCCAAUGAAAGUCAGAAGAAGCAGUGCUGUUCAUCGUGA